This is a messenger RNA of Aethina tumida (small hive beetle), 3591 nucleotides long. RefSeq names its product calbindin-32. Gene Ontology annotation, cellular component: synapse; terminal bouton; cytosol. The coding region runs from base 199 to 1143 and encodes 314 amino acids. Lineage: Eukaryota; Metazoa; Arthropoda; Insecta; Coleoptera; Nitidulidae. The record is from RefSeq and is a predicted model, not a curated record. Gene Ontology annotation, biological process: regulation of long-term synaptic potentiation; regulation of presynaptic cytosolic calcium ion concentration. Gene Ontology annotation, molecular function: calcium ion binding. The transcript is spliced from 17 exons.
UCGGCAAUUAUCUUACGACUUUCAUAUCCGUGCUUCCUGCGGCCAAGUCUAUUUUGAAGUGAUCCUUUCAAAUCAUCCUCAAACAGUUACAGACUUCCGCGGAUCAAGUCCAAAAAGAAGUGUAUUGAAGAGUAUUGACCUUGACCGUUGUGUGGUCUUAGAACAUCAUUUUGUACCAUUCCUAUCACCAAGAGAAAGAUGAGCGCUUCGGCCGAACAGAUCAAGAGAUUGAAUUUGGAGAAGGCGACGAAUUUUAUGCGACAGUACAGAGAUCCCGACUCCAGAGAGUUGAAAAAGCUUUCGGCUAAUCAAUUUAUGGAAGUCUGGAGUCACUACGAUAAAGACGGUAAUGGCUACAUUGAAGGUACGGAGCUGGAUGGGUUUUUAAGAGAGUUCGUGUCAAGUGCUAAUAUAACAGACGUGGGACCUGAAGCUGUCUCAGAUGACAUGUUAGUGGAACUAAAGGCAUGUUUCAUGGAGGCCUACGACGAUAAUCAAGAUGGUAAAAUAGACAUUCGAGAGCUCGCCCAAUUGCUGCCAAUGGAAGAAAACUUCUUGUUGCUCUUCAGAUUCGAUAAUCCGUUGGAGUCGAGUGUCGAGUUUAUGAAGAUUUGGAGGGAAUACGAUACGGACGGCAGCGGCUAUAUCGAGGCUGACGAGCUGAAGAAUUUUCUGCGAGAUUUGCUGAAGGAGGCCAAAAAAAUAAAUGACGUCUCUGAGGACAAACUCAUCGAAUACACUGACACCAUGCUCCAAGUUUUCGAUUCUAAUAAAGACGGACGUCUGCAACUUUCUGAAAUGGCCAAGCUGCUCCCUGUCAAAGAAAAUUUCCUGUGCAGGCAGGUCUUCAAGGAAGGAAUAGAAGGCGCCACUAAAUUGACCAAAGAUGACAUCGAACGUGUUUUUGCAUUAUAUGACAGAGACAAUAAUGGUACAAUCGAGAACGAGGAGCUCAGGGGCUUCUUGAAGGAUCUGCUGGAGCUGGUCAAAAAAGAUUACGACGCCCAGGACUUGCUCGACUUCGAGGAGACCAUUCUACGAGGCGUCGACUACAACCAGGACGGCAAAAUCAACAAGAAGGAGUUGACGAUGAUACUUCUGGCGAUCGCGAAGCACAACCAGGAGGAGGAAGCCACCGCAUAAAAUCAUCGAACGCCAACAGUUUAAAAUAAGUGUAGCACAAAUGUUAGAAAACGGAAAUAUAAUUUACUCUAAAUGUAACACCAAAAUUCCAACGAAACUUUUUAUUCCUUAUGUCGCAAAAUGUUUCGUUGGGGUAGAUAUUAAUGUAAGGGCGUUUAAAAAAAAUUUCAUACUAUGGGUUGAAGAUGCUCAUGUAGGACAAACUUAGGGAGAAUUAGAAUUAAACUUUAACAAGUUACCCGUCCUUUAACCACAAUAUGGGGAUCGCGUCUUCAGUCCAUUGAAUUUUCAUGGCUAUGAUUCAAAACAUACUAUACACUAUAUUAUAUACGUAUGCUUAUAGAUUUCAUGUAUAGUUCUUAUUAGAUUAUAUUUCUUUGUCCUCUUAUCCUGUCAGGAGAAGUACUGUGGUGGAUUUGGAGCGAGAUUGAAAAUAUUGCAUCGAAUUCGCCCAUGUACGUCUUGAUUCUUCUUCAAAUCAACGAAUAAUUAUGCCUAAGGCUUUAUAUGCCAAUAACGGCUAUUAAAUGUGUUGUGGUUGUAAUUUUUUAUAUAUUAACUGUAGUUGAUGUUAAAUUAUAGGGUCGACAAGAAUUAGAUAAUGCAUUUAUCUACUAAUAUUCACGCAGUCUCAUCGUCUUUGCCUACGGUUGUUCUGGUUGCAUAAUCAACGGCGCAGACGAUAUUGAAUCAUGGCAAUGUGAAUAUAUAUUUCAUUGCAAAGAGUUCAGAUAAUCUAAGAGACACCAAUAUCCAAAAGACUAGAAUAUACAUAUUGUAGAACUUGACUUUUAAAAAAAAUUCUUGAAAUCUUCAGCUUUUGUCGCACAAGCGUAUUCGUUCAAGCACAAGUUAAUAAAAAUAAAACUAUUUCAUAUCUUUAACCAAAAAAAAUAUAACAGAAGUGAUGUAUUUAGGUAGAUACGUUAUUUAACUGUUGCAUGAAUUAUUAGGUAAAUUUAUAUGAGACUUGUUAUUUCGUGGUACCGAUUUUUAACAGUUACUAAGUGUUAAUUAUAGGGUUAAUCAACAGGAAAACGCAAUAGAUCUGGCUAAACAGUAGCAAUUGAGAUUUAGACUUGUCUAACGUUUAAAAUCUUUUACUUGUAGUUCUUAUCAAUAUAAUUAUACCUUAAUUUAAAACUUUGAAACUUCUUUGUCAUUCAAUCAUUUAUGAUUUGAUGUCUCAGUAGGUUUUAAAAUCAGCUAGACACACUUAAGUCUCAAUUGUUAACGAUAAUAUUAUUAUUAAUAAUAAUUAUUAUAUGUACUAUUAUAUGGAUAUUUUGAUUCAAUUAAACUGGAGCUCCGAAUAUUAAAUUAAAGCUUUCGACGGUAAAUAAUAUUAGAUGUAACGACAAUCUAAUUUAAAAUAUAAUCAUUAGAAGAUUUACAAAAAAAAAUAAUUAAAUGAUUUUUUAUUAAGAGCAAGCAUAUCUUGUAGUUGAAACAAAUGUCAAAAUUGGGAGAAUGUUUCUUAAACAUACAAAACUACAUGAAUUCAUUGGAUUUCCAAAUGUUAGCAAAUAUUAAAAUGAAUUGAAAUCACUGCAUUAAAAAUAUGUGUCAAAAUAACAUGUAAUUGUUUAACAAAGAUUCUCUUCAAUUAUGUACAAGAUUAAUCCGCUAAACAAGUUUUGUACUUAUGAAUUACAUAUGUAUGUAAAAAUAUAAUCUGUGUUAACAUUAAUUAAAAUCAGUAUUAUAAAAAUAGGUUUAAAGUCAGGAGCAGAUGGAGGAUAUUAAAUUGAUAUUUGCCUAACUAAUAACAUAUCCAUAUACAAAAAGUAGGAAAUAUAUCAGGGACUCAUUUUUUAUAAUACAUGAUAAUGGUUAAUUUAUGUAACACUAAACGAAGUUAUAUAAAUUACAUUUAAAAUUUCUUGGUGCUCUUUAAAAUUAAUAAAUACAGGAUGAGAAGUCUGCUCCUGAAAAGGCUGAAAUAUUCACGAAUAACGUAAAUGAUAAUCGUAGUAAAGUAAAGCUGAAUCAAUUAUUCGUGAUAAUCAAUAGGUAAAUUUUUGUACUCACUUUUUUCCACAGUUUUGUAUUGGCGCUUUCCACUGUUAGAUAAAUUACAUUAGCAUUAUAUUUGUUUAUAGCUCUUUACCAAUUUUUCAAAUGGUGUUUAUCCUAUCAUGUAAAUUAUAAUAAUUCGUCCACUUUGCAUAUCUGUGUCCUUUAAUGUGCAUUAUUGUAUAUAAAAUGUUUUAAUAUAUAAAAUAUUUUACUAUUUCAAAUGUAUUUAAUGAUUUAGCUAGUAAUUGUCUCAUUUGUAUAUUUUUAUAUGAUUAACGUUAUCGUUUUCAAUGAAAUCUCUACUUCAUGUCUUUUUACGUAUUUAAUUUAUCUUAUAACUUAUUAAAAUCUAUAUAUAUAAAGUGUUGCCAAAGUUAUUGUUGUAAAAUAAUUAACUAAUUAUGCACUGUAAAUAAAUGAUUAAAUGUU